This is a messenger RNA of Choloepus didactylus (southern two-toed sloth), 3408 nucleotides long. RefSeq lists its product as uncharacterized. Gene Ontology annotation, biological process: DNA integration; proteolysis. The record is from RefSeq and is a predicted model, not a curated record. NCBI's taxonomy places the organism in Eukaryota, Metazoa, Chordata, Mammalia, Pilosa, Megalonychidae. Gene Ontology annotation, molecular function: nucleic acid binding; aspartic-type endopeptidase activity; RNA-DNA hybrid ribonuclease activity.
CAAAGAGACCUAUGGCCUUUUACCAUGGUAACUGUGCUUUGGGGAAAAGGAAAUGAUCAGGUAUUUCAGGGAUUAUUAGACACUGGUUCAGAAGUGACAUUAAUUCUAGGAGACCCAAAAUGUCACUUUGGUCCACCAGUCAGACUAGGGGCUUAUGGAGGUCAGGUCAUCGAUGGAGUUGUAGCUCAAGUCUGUCUUAUAAUGGGUCCAGUGGGUCCCUGGACUCAUUCUGUAGUUAUUUCUCCAGUUCUGGAAUGCAUAAUUAGAAUAGACAUACUCUGCAACUGGCAGAAUCCCCACAUUGGUUCCCUGACUCAUGGAGUGAGGGCUAUUAUGGUAGGAAAGGCCAAGUGGAGGCCACUAGAACUGCCCUUAACUAGCAAAAAAGUAAACCAGAAGCAAUACCAGAUACCUGGAGGGACUACAGAGAUUAAUUUCACUUUAAAGGACUUGAAGGAUGCAGGGGUGGUGAUUCCCACCACAUCCCCAUUCAACUCUCCUAUUUGGCCUGUGCAGAAAACAGACGGGUCUGAGAGGAUGACAAUGGAUUAUCAUAAACUUAACCAAGUGGUGACUCCAAUUGCAGCUGCUGUUCCAGAUGUGGUAUCAUUUCUUGAGCAAAUCAACGCAUCCCCUGGCAUGUGGUAUGCAGCUGUUGUUCUCGCAAAUGCUUUUUUCUCAAUACAUCAUAGUAAGGACCACCAGAAACAGUUUGCUUUCUGCUGGCAAGGCCAACAAUAAACCUUUAGCCUACCUCAGGAGUAUAUCAACUUUCCAGCCCCAUGCCAUAAUCUUGUCCGCAGGGCUCUUGAUCAUUUCUCCAUCCCCCAAAACAUCACAUUGGCCCAUUAUAUUGAUGCUAUCACUUUGAUUGGACCUAGUGAGUAAGAAGCAUCAACUACUCUUUGCUUAUUGGCACUGCACUUGCAUAUCAGAGGAUGGGAGAUAAAUCCAACAAAAAUACAGGGGCAUUCCACCUCAGUGAAAUUUCUAGGUGUCCAGUGGUGUAGAGCAUAUGAAGAUAUCCCUUCUAAGGUGAAGGAUAAGCUGUUGCAUCUGGCUCCUUCUAUGACAAAAAAAGAGGCACACCACCUAGUUGGCCUCUUUGGAUUUUGGAGAAAACAUAUUCCUCAUUUGAGUGUGCUACUCUGGCCCAUUUACUGAGUGACCAGAAAAACUGCUAGUUUUGAGCAGGGACUGGAACAAGAAGAGGCUCUGUGACAGGUCCAGGCUGCUGUGCAAGCUGUUCUGCCACUUGGGCCAUAUGAUCCAGCAGACCCAAUGGUGCUGGAAGUGUCAGUGGCAAAUAGAAAUGCUGUCUGGAGUCUUUGGCAGUCCACUACAGGAGAAUCAAAAUGAAGGCCCUCAGGAUUUUGGAGUAGAGCUUUACCAUCCUCUGCAGAUGACUACUCUCCUUUUGUGUAACAGCUGUUGGCCUGCUACUGGGCCUUAGUGGAGACCAAAUGCUUAACCGUGGGCCACCAAGUUGCCAUGAGACCUGAAUUGCUUAUCAUGAGCUAGGUGUUGUCUGACCCGCCAAGCCAUAAAGUUGGGUGUGUACAGCAGCACUCCAUCAUAAAAUGGAAAUGGUAUAUACAAGACAGAACUUGAGGAGAUCCUGAAGGCACAAGUAAGUUACAUGAGGAAGUGGCCCAAAUGCCCAUUGCCCUUCCUGCCGCACUACCUUCUCUUUCCCAGCCCAGAGCUAUGGCCUUCUGGGGAGUUCAUUACAGUCAGUUAACUGAGGAAGAGGAAACUCAGGCCUGGUUUAUAGGUGGUUUUGCAAGAUUUGUAGGCACCAUGCAAAAGUGUACAGCUGAAGCACUGCAGCCCCUUUCUGAUAUCCUGAAGGACAGUGGUGAGGGGAAAUCCUCCCAGUGGGCAGAACUCCAAGCAGUGCACCUGGUUGUUCAUUUUGCUUGGAAGGAGAACUGGCCAGAGGUGCAUCUGUAUACUGACUCAUGGGCUAUUGCUAAUGGUUUGACUGGAUGAUCAGGGACUUGGAAGGAACAUGAUUGGAAAACUGGUGACAGAGUUCUGGGAAGAGGUAUGUGGACAGAACUUUCUGAGUGGGCAAAAACAAUGAGGAUAUUUUUGCCUCAUGUGAAUGCUCACCAGAGGAGGACUUCAAUAGAGGAUGCUUUUAGUAACCAAGUGGAUAAGAUUACCCUUUCUGUGUACACCAGUCAGCCUCUUUCCCCAGACACUCCCGUCAUUGCUGAAUGGGCUUAUGAACAAAGUGGUCAUGGUGGUAGGGAUCGAGAUUAUGCAGGGGGUCAGCAACAUGGACUUACACUCACCAAGGCCAACCUGGUUACAGCCACUGCUCAGUGCCCAAUCUGCCAGCAGCAGAGACCCACAUUCAGUCCCCAAUAUGGCACCAUUCCCUGAGGUGAUCAGCCUGCUACCUGGUGGCAGGUUGAUUACAUUGGACCACUUCCAUCAUAGAAGGGGCAGUGAUUUGUUCUAACUGGAAUAGACACAUACUCCAGAUAUGGGUUUGCCUUCUGUGCAUACAAUCCUUCCACCAAAAUCACCAUCCAUGGACUUAUGAAAUGCCUUGUACACCAUCAUGGUAUUCCACACAGCAUUACUUCUGAUCAAGGAACCCGCUUCACAGUAAAUGACAUGUGGGAAUGGGCACAUGCUCAUGGGAUUCUCUGUUCUCACCAUGUUCCCCUUCAUCCAGAGGCAGCUGGGUUGAUAGAAUGAUAGAAUGGCCUUUUGAAGACUCAAUUAUGGUGCCAACUAGAUGGCAAUACCUUGCAGGACUGGGGCAAUGUUCUCCAGGAGGUUGUGUAUGCUCUGAAUCAGCAUCCACUCUAUAGGGCUGUUUCUCCCAAAGCCAGGAUUCAUAAGUCCGGGAAUCAAGUAGAAAUGGGAGUGGGACCAUUCAUUAUCAUCCCUAGUGAUCCACUAGAAAAGCUUUUGCUUCCUGUCCCUGAAUCUUUAUCUGCUGGUCUACAGGUCUUAGUUCCAAAAGGAGAAGUGCUUCCACCAGGAGACAUAACAAUGAUUCCAUUGAACUGGAAGUUAAGACUGCCACCUGGCCUCUUUGGGCUUUAAAUGCCUCUGAAUCGAGCAGGGAAGGGGAUUACUGCAUUGGCUAGGGUGAUUGAGCCUGACUAUCAAGGGGAAAUAGGACUGCAACUACAAAAUGGAGGUAAAGUAGUGUUUUCCUGGAAUACAGGGGAUCCCUUAGGGCAUCUCUUAGUACUACCAUGCCCUGUGAUUAAAGUCAAUGGAAAACUGCAACAACCCAAUCCAGGCAGGACUACCGACAGCCUAGAAACUUCAGGAAUGAAUAUUUGGUCCCCCCCCCCGCCCCAAGGCAAAGAACCGCAGCCAGCUGAGGUGCUUGCUAAGGGUAAAGGGAACAUGGAAUGGGUAGUGGAAGAAGGUAAUGAU